AUCUCCACCUAAAAGCGAUAAUUGUAAAUUUUUACAUUUGAUGCAGCUCUUUCUAUUUUAACAGUCACAGCUAUUUCUAGCCUUUACGCCACAGCAGCCAAUUACAUGCGCUACAAAUCACGUCAUAUUUCAAACCGGUGUGUAACGUGAAGCGCCACCACGAGACAAAGCACACCUUUUGAGUAAAUGUAACCAGUCCGAUCCAAACGGCUGCACUGGCCCGUGGGCCUGGUUAAUCCUUGAGAGCUGUGCUGUUAGGGUUAAACAUCGUGGUAAGACGUGGCCCCUCCCUGCUCAGCUGGCCCCCUGGAUGUAACAGGAGCCGUGUGUUUUCCAUUCCGCCCUCGCCAUGGCUGCAUGGCUGACCCGGAGUGUGAUGCAAAGGAACUGGCUAUCUCCGUGGCCCAACGCCGUGGCCGGGGUCUGCCGCCGGGGGGUGGGAGGCCCGUCCUCCGCCGCCGAGGCCCUCUCUACAUCCCGGGACAAGCCUCGGACCGUGGAGGACCUCCCACGCGUCAGCUUUUUGGAGCUUCUUUACAGGAUGGCGUUUCAGGGUUUCUACAACCGUCUGCACGAGCUGCAGAUCUAUGAGAAGCAGCUUUACGGGCCCAUAUACAGAAACGGACUGCAGUCCGUUUCCCUCAACACUGCAAAGAUGCUGGAGGAAGUCCUGAGGAACGAGGAGAAGUUCCCCUCCAGAGGAGACAUGACGGUGUGGAAAGAGCAUCGUGAUUUGAGGGGAUUUGGCUACGGGCCUUUCACAGAGGAGGGAGAGAAGUGGUACAACCUGAGGGCGAUGCUGAAUAAGCGCAUGCUGCAUCCAAAAGACUCGGCACAGUAUGAUGGCGUUAUCAAUGACGUGGUUACUGACUUCAUGAAGAGGAUCUACUUACUGCGUCAGGGCAGCACAACGGGAGAUUUGGUGACAGAUGUGGCCAAUGAGCUCUAUCACUUCUCACUAGAGGGUAUUGCCUCCAUACUGUUCGAGACGAGGCUCGGGUGUCUGAACGAGGAAAUCCCUGCAGGUACACAAGACUUCAUCAACGCCAUAGCCCAGAUGUUCUCCAACAACAUGCCUGUGUUUGCGACCCCCAAAUGGAGCCGCAGUCUACUGCCCUACUGGGGGCGCUACAUUGCAGGCUGGGACGGUAUCUUCUUCUUUGCUAAAGGGUUGAUUGACAAGAAGAUGGAGGUCAUUCAGCAGCGUUUGGACAACGACCAGAACGUGGAGGGCGAAUACCUAACAUACCUCCUCUCAAACACUCAGAUGAGCACAAAAGACGUUUAUGGCAGCAUCGCUGAACUUCUAUUAGCUGGAGUGGACACGACCUCCAACACCCUCACAUGGACUUUGCACCUGCUGUCCAAGUACCCUGAAGCGCAGGACAGACUUUACGAAGAAGUGUCCACGUCGGUGCCGGCCGACCGGAGCCCCUCCGCUGCCGAGGCCACGCGGAUGCAGUAUUUAAGAGCUGUUAUUAAGGAGGCCCUGAGAAUGUACCCUGUGGUUCCGAUUAACGCCAGAAUCAUCGCAGAAAAGGAUGUUGUCAUUGGUGGAUAUCAAUUCCCAAAGAAAACCACUUUCACCUUUUGUCACUACGCUAUAAGUCAUGACGAGGACACAUUCCCAGAGCCGUUCACGUUCAGGCCAGAGAGAUGGCUCCGGGACGGCCGCGAGAGGCCAAACGCCUUCGCCUCCAUCCCUUUUGGCUUCGGCGUGAGAGGCUGUGUCGGUCGCCGGAUUGCCGAGCUUGAGAUGUAUCUGGUUCUGUUUCGGGUUAUAAGGCAGUUUGAGAUCAAACCAGACCCGAAUAUGGGAGAGUUGAAAUGCAUCAACCGCGCUGUUCUGAUACCGGACAAACCAGUGAGCCUACACUUUGUGGAGCGAGGAGGAAACGCAGCUUGAUUUUCUUUUAGCAGAUUUCUUCAAAUGAAAAUGUUGCGAAUUACUUUUUUUAAUGUAUGAGGAGAACGAGGCAGGUGUGGAACUUUUGGUAUAGCAAAUGCAAGUCAAUCUAAAAUUCGUAUUACUAUUUUAUACAAAAAUGUAUUUCCUUUUUGUAAUUUUCCCAAAAAAUGUGCAAUGUUACUUGCCCGUCAAUAUUUUGAAGCAACUUUCAAACCAGUGAGGUCUUGAAGGUCUGGAAUGUCUGCCUGUGAUAUCCAAUAUUUAAUGUCUAACAAGUGGCCCAUUAUUCACACGGACCGGAUCCUGCAGAAUGUAUAGAGGAACAUCGUGCUUUCUGAGAAUGAGUAUGGUUAUGUAGAUAAUAUAAUGUUCCAUUAAAAAGUUUGGACACACUUUCUUAGAAACUUUUGGCUGAUGAGAACAGAAAGAGUAAAAUGAUAUUAUGUUAUCAACAUUUUUCUGUUUCUUGCCUUGCACCUGUUACGUCAUUUUAAAUCAAAGUAGGCGCUGCAUUUCUAGAUUUCAUAAUUAAUGCCAACAUAAAUAGCACUUUUACCACGGAGGUAAGAAUAAUUUAAAUAUACAGAAAUUGUAUAUUAAUUGUCAUAGCAAAUUCAAUAUGCAAAAUGUGCACAAUAAAGCCAUGUAUCUUCUGUAUUCAUUACUAAUGCGCACAUUGCUGCACUUAAAUAAAGAAAACUAUGUAACAACAAA
Molecule: messenger RNA, 2623 nt
Organism: Gasterosteus aculeatus aculeatus (three-spined stickleback)
Lineage: Eukaryota; Metazoa; Chordata; Actinopteri; Perciformes; Gasterosteidae
Gene: cyp27a1.1
Product: cytochrome P450, family 27, subfamily A, polypeptide 1.1
Biological process (GO): C21-steroid hormone biosynthetic process; cellular response to peptide hormone stimulus; cortisol metabolic process
Cellular component (GO): mitochondrial inner membrane
Molecular function (GO): iron ion binding; heme binding; oxidoreductase activity, acting on paired donors, with incorporation or reduction of molecular oxygen
Source: RefSeq, a predicted model, not a curated record